Messenger RNA from Physcomitrium patens, 1801 nucleotides. The record is from RefSeq and is a predicted model, not a curated record. NCBI's taxonomy places the organism in Eukaryota, Viridiplantae, Streptophyta, Bryopsida, Funariales, Funariaceae.
CCACUGAUACACAACUGCUGUACCUCUAAGCUUGUCUCGAAAUUCUCCUCAAUUCUCUUUAGAGUUUUCGGUUUUGUUUCGUGCAAGGAGAGCAUUCAGUCGUGUGGGUUCGAGUUUGAUUUGGUGCCCCGCCCUGUGCUUGCUCACGGCGAUGAGUUGAGGAUGUUCUGAGUGCUUUGUGAUUCUCUGCGAGUCCUCACAACGUUGGGUUGGGGUCAUGCGGUGGAGUUUCAUUUGAUCGUCCUGUUGCAACACCCUUGGGUGGAGUCUCACCUCCGCACGGUUGGAAGUGUGCGGGGGCUGUCCUCAAACUCGUGUCUGUGCAGGAUCCGAUCGGAGGGAAAGAACGGAGAACAGUCUUGACGAGAAGCUGCGGAGAGUGAUGUAGUGGAGAUUUCGUCGGUUGUUCACGAAGGACCGUUUUCACACUUUACGCUCUCCGUCCAGCGCCGGCGGCGGUGCGUCACGGGGUGUUGGCGAAGCAACAUGUUUGCAAAUGCCUGGGUUGUAGGUAGAGAUUGGCAUGCGGAUGGGGAGGUGGAGAAUUCAUGGUUGAAAGAAGCAUUGGUCUCACAAGCUUAUAUUGGUGGUUCACAGAAGAGCAACGUGGUAGAAACAAUGGCGAAGACAGCUCCGGGAUUGGCUCUGUUAGGAUCAGGCAUAUUUGCCUCGAGCCAGUAUCUGCCCAAACUUGGAGAAUUAAGUGAAGUAAUUUCUCUGAGAGUUAUAUGGAGUCGAUCAGAGGAUGGUGCAAAGAAGGCGUUGUUGUCUGCUAGGUCAUAUGCACCCAACGUUGAGGCCAAGUGGGGUCAAGAAGGUUUAGAGGCCAUUUUACAAGACAAAUCGAUUCAGGCUGUCGCUAUAGUUUUGCCUGCUCAGCACCAGCUAGAACUUGUUUUGCGAGCUUUGGAGGCAGGGAAACACGUAAUACAAGAGAAGCCUGUUGGUGCAAGUGUGGCGGACGUUCGUAAGGCUUGGUCGACAUAUCAAGCUCUUGCAGUAAAUGACAAGAAGUUGCCCAUCUGGGCGGUGGCCGAAAAUUACCGUUUCGAGCCUGCCUUGAUACAGACAGGGAAGUUUGCGAAGGAGAUAGGUCAAAUUAUGGGUGUACAGGUGCUGAUAGAAGCACCAAUAAAUAGCUCCAGUCCCUACUUUUCUAGUUCUUGGCGCCGUGAUAAAAAUUUCAAGCAUACGGCACUGAAAUCUAGAAUUGAAGAGAAGCGACCAAAUACACUGUAGCCUGUCAUUGCAACUUAACAUUUUCUUCACCCAAGGUGGAUUCAUGCUCGAUGGAGGUGUUCAUUUUAUUGCUGGAUUGCGAAUGGUAAGUGGCAGUUCGAUCCUUUCUUCGUUUUCUAUUUCUCUCUUUCUGUCCCAUUCUAGUAAUAAUCUUACUAGUGCAUUUCACAGCGAGGUGGAAUGCAGUUCGUUUUGAGGACUUACAUUAAUAAUCGGUUUAGAUGAUUUUCUCUCGGCAUCUUUGCAUCGUUAUUAUGCGCAACUGAAAUGUAGACCAAGUUUGUGUUACUUCAGGACCAUCGGACGAGGGAACUCGUUAAUUCCAUUUGAACUUGUGGCAGAGAAUCUGGCGACAAACAGUUCUAAGCAUUUCUAAAUAGUUUCGGGAUAGUGCAGUUUGUGGGCUGUGAGAUUGCUUCUGUUUCAGCCACUGUGUCACAUUUUGAUCAAACACAACCACCUCCUGAUAAUUUGUCGGCCUCGAUACAAUUGUGGAAUGGAAGUGCUGGAGUUGUCAAUAUAUGCUAUUCUGCAACGACAAGAAAGAUACAGUUUCUCGCAA